UAGAAUUUUUUAGAUAGUUAACAUUAUGACGCAGGGAUCACUGGCUCCAAAAUCUGCUGCUGGCAUUACCACCGUAACUACUGCAGAUUCGGAAGGUUUUAGACGCGGAAAUGUUGUCACAGAUGUGCGCCUGCCUCGAGACUUGAAAGCGAAAGUACUCAUCUGGAAUGACAUAGCCGUAGAGAAUCUCUCGGAGAUAAAUUCUAAAUGGGAAAGCGUUGUGGAGGUCAAAGAUUUCCUGGCUUCUCUGUUCAAUCUAGAAAACUACAAGGAGAACAAACCGGAAACAGUUUUAGUGGACUUGUAUUACUAUUCUCUGCAGUUUUCGAAACAGUCUAAUUUCAGUUUGGAACAAACCUCUGCAUUGUUUUCCAUUAUCAAGAGUAUACAUGAGGCAGCAAUUGAAACACCGUUCAAUAAUCUUCCUCAAUGCUACAAGUACAUGAAAGAUCUAAUUCUGUGCCACAGCGUCAAGCGACCCCCAUUCGGAAUCGAGCUAUUUGGCCCUGAAGAAGCUAAAUUGGUAUCAGAGUAUAUCGUCAAUUCUUACUUUCGGCACUUCAAGCUCUACAAAUUCGUUUUUACGCCAAAACUACAGCUUGAUGUCAGUUUCAAUUACAAAGGUCUGUACGACACAGGGAGUGAAGCGUCCGCUGAAGAGCAGGAGUCAAAGCCAGGCACUGCAGCCACUGGAAUCACCGUUGAAAUCGCAGACGAGGACGAAGAGGAGGAGGAGGAUGAGACGCCGGCGAUGAAGGAGUUGAAGAAUAUAAUACAGGAGGAGUUGGACAAACACUUGAAAGAGAUGAAGAGUUCCCUGGAGGAGAACAUAAAGAAUAAUGACGAAGUGAUGAACCAGAAGCUACAGUCGAUCGAGGAGACCCAGUCUACUGUCGCCCCUGGAAAGAGACCCGGAAGCAAGGGCGGCAAGAAGAAAUAAACAUACAUACUUGACUUAACUAACCGGAUCUAGUGAUCAAUCUCGCCCUCUUUAUGAUAUCUAGUAAUGAAAUGAACCCUCACUACCAAAAAUCUAGUUAUAUUUAGACCGGGUCUAGGACAACAAGCCGACGGGACUUCAAGCCGAAGGGACUUCAAGCCGAAAUUAAAACUUUACAAGUACCUCAAAACACUAUUUUAUCAUCUGUAAAACGUUAUUUUUUUUAAAAAUUUUGGCAAGUUUAGCCCAUAAUAAACGUUAUUCAUGACAAUGCACCGCUUGUGAUUGGCAUCCGUUAAUAACAUCAGCCGGUUUUUGAAAUGCAUAAAUUAUAAACUUGAAAAAUGCCUUCAACCAUGUUUUACUUUCCAACUUUCCGAAACAUCAUUUGAAGGCUUAAAUUUUAUGAAAACGCCAAUAACUUGUGAAGAAAGAUCAUGAAAUUCGGAAUUUCUUCAAAAUGGUUUUCAAAUUAAUCAUAUUUCACUAGUUUAUAAGGAACUAUUCGGCUUGAAGUCCCUAAUUUUACGAUUCGGCUUGAAGUCCCGUCGGCUUGAUGUCCGGCACCCAUUUAGACCUGAUAAAUGUUAGACCUAAUUAGCUGUGCCGAGUUGUCAAUCAAGCUGCUACGUGAGGAAACCGAUAAAUUAAAAGCGUGAGCUAUAGCUAAUUUACCCGAACUCAUCUUGCAGAGGAUAGUAUAUAGGGGGUGGCUCCGAACAUGAGAUAUGAGCGCAUAGCAUGAAUCAAACAGCUGUCCUAUUUUCAAAAAUGAAGUUUUUUGUGUGGGGGGGAUUGCUUAAGAGAUCCGUAAAAAAUCAAAUCUCAAAAUGGGUUAAUCUCAACCAGAUGCACUUGAUAUCAUCUUUUUCAUUUCAUCAUGAGCCAUGUCUAAUUUUCCCAAAAAUGUGUUCGUCGUGCUAAUUGAUUUUCUUUACUCAAUGCAACCGCAAAUUUAAGCCAUUAGUUGCAUUCUGUAUACCUGAGUAAUGUGCUCUUUUUAAAGAAAGUUGUCCUGGUAAAUUUUAAAAAAUUUUAAAAAACAGUUUCCUGUCAGGGUAUAAACAUCAAUUGUAAAAAAAUAUAACUUGACAGCUUGUAAAUCAUUAAUGGAAUAUCAAUGGAAACUAAAACCAUCAUUAAAUUGAGGCGUGUAUACUUGUAAAUAUGUAAAUAAAUUGCCAUUAAAGCAAGAGUGUACGAUUGUAAAAUAAAAAUAUUCUUCUA
This is a messenger RNA of Symsagittifera roscoffensis, 2167 nucleotides long. Its product is annotated as cilia- and flagella-associated protein 119-like. NCBI's taxonomy places the organism in Eukaryota, Metazoa, Xenacoelomorpha, Acoela, Convolutidae. The record is from RefSeq and is a predicted model, not a curated record. Bases 26 to 940 code for a protein of 304 amino acids. The transcript has 3 exons.